AUGCUAAGGAGAAUCUUCUGAAGUGACUAUGCAAUUGACUGUUUCAUUUCUAGUUCUCUGAGCUUUUACUAAACAUUUCAAACUUUGUUCUUACAGAUUGCAUUUUAGUCACUUCCCUGAAGACAGCAUUCGACUACACCCCCGUUUGUACAGUCCAAUAGACAACAAGAGGAAAGACCCAGGUCUCAGCUGAGGAACACAGCAGAGGCUGCGGCCCUUCAGUGCCUGGACUGAGCUGUUGCCCAGAGUGCUGGCUCUUGGUGUGUCAGAAAGCCUAAGGAAGGCUGUUCUCAGCACACUCACAGAAGCUGACUGGUACAUUCUACCACAGCUAUUCAUUUAUUAAAAACAAAACAAAACAAAACAAAAAACAAAAAAACCGCUGUCUCCUCAAUCCUGUGUGUAUAUAUAUAUAUUGGAGUUUUGUGUUUAAAUUGAAGCUAUGAAGUCUAAGUCCAACUGUGCUCAGAAUCCAAAUUGCAACAUAAUGAUAUUUCAUCCAAACAAAGAAGAGUUUAAUGAUUUUGACAAAUACAUUGCUUACAUGGAGUCCCAAGGAGCACACCGAGCUGGCCUGGCCAAGGUCAUCCCACCAAAAGAAUGGAGAGCCAGGCAGUCUUAUGACAAUAUCAGCAACAUCUUAAUAGCCACACCCCUGCAGCAAGUGGUAUCUGGCAAGGCAGUUGUGUUCACUCAAUACCAUAAGAAGAAGAAAGCUAUGACAGUGGGGCAGUGCCCCCCCCUGGCCAAUAGCAAAAAAUACCGGACCCCACCACACUUGAGUUUUGAAGAUCUGGAGAGAAAAUACUGGAAGAAUCGCCUCUAUGAGUCACCAAUUUAUGGUGCUGACGUUAGCGGCUCCCUGUUUGAUGGGAAAACUCAACACUGGAACGUGGGACACCUGGGAACAAUUCAGGACCUGUAGGAACAAGAACGUGGCAUUGUGAUUGAGGGCGUCAACACGCCCUACUUGUACUUCGGCAUGUGGAAGACCACCUUCGCCUGGCACACGGAGGACAUGGACCUGUACAGCAUCAACUACCUGCAUUUUGGGCAGCCCAAGACGUGGUACGCAGUGCCCCCUGAGCAUGGCCGGCGCCUGGAGAACCUGGCCAAACAGCUGUUCCCGGGCAGCUCCCAGGGCUGCCAGGCUUUCCUGAGGCACAAGGUGGCACUCAUCUCUCCCACUGUGCUCAAGGAGAACGGCAUCCCCUUUGGCCGCAUGACCCAGGAGGCUGGGGAGUUCAUGGUCACUUUUCCCUAUGGCUACCACGCUGGCUUCAACCAUGGCUUCAACUGUGCAGAGGCCAUCAAUUUUGCCACCCCGAGGUGGAUCGACUAUGGCAAGGUGGCUACUCAGUGCAGCUGUGGGGAGGCCAGGGUGAGCUUCUCCAUGGACGCCUUUGUGCGAAUCCUUCAGCCUGAGAGAUACGAGCUGUGGAAACGUGGCCAAGAUCAGGCAGUUGUGGACCACACAGAGACUAUGGGAUCUACUAGUCAGGAGCUCACCCCAGGGCGGGUGAUCCAAGCACCAAGAAAAACUCGGGGACUGAGGGAUCUCCGGCUUCGCCAGGUCUCACACUGUCUUCUGCCGAUAGCCACUGGCAGUAAGAUUCCUUGCAGCUACAGGCAACAAUCAGAUGCUAUAGUUGAUGAGUUCCAGAAGCCUCAUCCAGCCCCAGGCUCACAGCCUAUGCGGGGUCUGUCUUCAGGUCACUACACGUCAACUGGAAGGCGUGGUCUUGGUCGACGCCAUAGUGAAUUAGGAGUUCAGGAGUGCAUCAAUGAGGCUCCAGUUAAGAGGCGCUUGCCAGCAGGCAGGGUAGACAUAAGUCUGAACCCAGACCUUCUGUCCGAGUCUGUGAUUGAGGACUUGAUAGUCAAACCUGUGCCUGUGAGCCCUGGCCCACAGCAUCCAGUGACAGCGUCUGAAGGUGGAUUGAUCUCUGACCCCUAAACAUAUGUCCUGCCUUACAGCUAGCUCAUUGCUUUGCACUCAGGAAGCUUGCUAAGGCCAUCACCUCUGGGUUUUGGCAGAGUUGGCAGGACACUGACCACGCCUGGGAGAGCUCCUUGUCAGUUCUACAUACUACACUCAUGUGUACCUUCCUCAAUCUAGAACUUGACAAGCCUCUGGAUACUGGUAACUCCCAGGCUUCCAGCUGAAGUUGCAUUGCCUGGUCAUUUUGGGUUUCUGAGAGCUGAGUGUAGCAGAUGCUGCUCAAAACUGACCUUCAUGCUCUGGGACAACAAAGGAGAAAGCUGAGAAUUCAAGUUUCCCUCCCUCUCUUGCAUUUCGUGAAAAAUGUCAAACUUUGACAACUAGAUUAAUAGUCACAAAAAAGUAGUC
Messenger RNA from Cricetulus griseus (Chinese hamster), 2350 nucleotides. The record is from RefSeq and is a predicted model, not a curated record. Lineage: Eukaryota; Metazoa; Chordata; Mammalia; Rodentia; Cricetidae.